Messenger RNA from Acromyrmex echinatior (Panamanian leafcutter ant), 4897 nucleotides. RefSeq names its product protein apterous. The record is from RefSeq and is a predicted model, not a curated record. Gene Ontology annotation, biological process: neuron differentiation; regulation of transcription by RNA polymerase II. NCBI's taxonomy places the organism in Eukaryota, Metazoa, Arthropoda, Insecta, Hymenoptera, Formicidae. Gene Ontology annotation, cellular component: nucleus. Gene Ontology annotation, molecular function: DNA-binding transcription factor activity, RNA polymerase II-specific; RNA polymerase II transcription regulatory region sequence-specific DNA binding.
AGGUACAGCGGCGCCGGCUUCUUUCUCCCUUGGUCUUUCUUCUGCCCUUCUCAAGCAAAUCCGUUCGUCGGGAGUGAACGUUUCAUCACGGCAUUCACAGCGCGCGAGACGCAAAAGGGGUGGAACCCACGUAUCGCGCAACGAGUGGGGUGGCGUAGGAGUGGCCUCACGUAAGCUAGAGUCCGCCCCCUUGGCGACGUUGCCGCUGAUCUCAGUUUCGUCGCCAGGCGGCGCUGCCAAACACUGAGACUGGACUCGACCUUGCCGGUACCCUCACUCCGUAUCGCGGCUCCGGCUCGUUGGAACCGUUUGGACUUACCUUGGCGCAGCAGAGUCGUUCCUCGUCUCAUGCGCAUCAAGCUCCGUUCGUCGUCGCGUUUCUUCACGGAGCACAUGGUCCCGGAAGAUCACUCUAUACUGGACGUUCCUGCGGGAGUAAAGGAACAAUUACGAAUGGGUGAUCCUUCGUCAGUGUGAUCAGUGGGGAAUUGAUUGAGUGCGGGUGCGUGAACGAUUAAUUUGGUGUUUUUUUUUGUCGUCGCUCGUCGUAGUGCGCCGAUAUGGAGUAUGGACCGCGAAGUACAAAUUGGAUUGUCGAUGAUAUCGGUACAACAAUAAUAACGGACUUCAGUGCUAAUCUGUGAAGUGACAUGGGUGUUACUUGCGUAUGAUUGUUCGUGGACUGUUGUCGACUUAGUUAAAGAAUCGCGAGAUGCACCCGUGAGGGCUCCUCCCUCGACUAUUCUCGAAGGUGUCACGGAGGGAUUCAACCCCCUACAUUAGUGUCGUGAUAUUGGGAGUGUUGCGAGGGGAAUAUAACGUAAGAGAGGAGAGGACGAGGGUGGACGAGCGUAGUAGAGGUGGAAGGAAGAGAAGACCUGAGUCACAGCGGACGCCAUCUCCGCGUUAUCGGCAAGCGGACCCCUCGGGACUCCCCCCCGAGUAACAUCGGCGUCGCGCACCCUCAGCGGGAACUACCCCGCGACAGCGGCCACACUGAUGGGAGUGUAUGAGGAGCGCGCCCCUCCUACCACCGGCAUGCACUGGCAGCCGCCCAGCUCGCAGGAGCGUGGCAGCGGCUUGGCUGUGGGGCGCCAGGGGGGACCCGGUAGCACGGGGGGGCCCGGUGCGGUGGAUCAGGCGAGGGAUUUGAGUCCCUGCCUUCCUGCGUCGAUGGGCGAUGCUGCACGACCUACUACUCUACCGUGCAGUCCUCCUGCUGCCCAUCAUCACGGGUCCCAUCAUACGCCCCUGCAUCAGACCCACUGUGGCACCAAUAACAACUGUUACGACGGCUCGACUACCCCUUAUGAGUCGAGGGAUUACGAUUCACCCGGAGCAGGCGGGCAAGAAUACAGGGGCAGUGGUGGAAACUUCGAGAAUGCCAAUGAUCUAAGCAUGCCAUCGCAAACAGCGCAUCACCAUCAUCAUCACCACCAUCAUCAUCAUCAUCAUCCCCAUCUGCAUCCGCAGGCUCAGGACCAACAAACCACGACAGACCACUUGCAUGCCAUCCCGAAGCUGGAACCGCCGCCUACGCCGCCCUCGCAAUCCGAAGAUGUCCCGGGGAAUGUAGUUUGCGCGGGAUGCGGUCUCAAAAUAUCAGAUAGGUUCUACCUCCAGGCAGUCGACAAGAGGUGGCACGCUGCGUGCCUCCAGUGCUCGCACUGUCGUCAGGGUCUCGAUGGGGAGGUCACCUGCUUUAGCAGAGACGGCAAUAUCUACUGCAAAAAGGACUAUUAUCGGAUGUUCGGCAGCAUGAAGCGAUGCGCGCGUUGCCAAGCGGCAAUUCUCGCGUCCGAGCUGGUGAUGCGCGCGCGCGAGCUCGUUUUUCACGUGCGGUGCUUUUCAUGUGCGGCGUGCGCCGUGCUCUUGAUGAAGGGUGACCAUUUCGGCAUGAGGGACGGCGCCGUGCUCUGUCGGCUGCACUACGAGAUGGGCGCCGAACUGCAUCCGGCCCAGAGUCCGCCGGUCCCGGUCUAUCCACCCGGACCACACUAUCCCGGCCAGCCCUUCCCCUCGCCCGAGUUCCUCCAUCAUCAUCAUCAUCACGCGCCAUCGCACCCUCAUCACUCGAUGCACCCCCAACACCCACAUAGUCACGUCAGUCCGGUGCCACUGCAACCCUCCACGCCUUCCGUCCCCGAUGCUUCUUCGCCCCCAAAGGUGCCCUACUUCAAUGGCGCCGCCGCCGUGGUCCCACCGCCCAGACAGAAGGGUAGACCCAGGAAGAGGAAGCCUAAGGAUCUUGAAGCUAUGACUGCGAGUCUUGACCUAAACGCGGAUUACAUAGACAUGCCCUUCGGCAGAGGAGGCCCCGGAACCCCCGGCAUGCCCGGCUCCAACAGCAGGACAAAGCGGAUGAGAACAAGCUUUAAGCAUCACCAGUUAAGGACGAUGAAGAGCUAUUUCGCGAUCAAUCACAAUCCCGAUGCGAAGGAUCUCAAGCAGCUUUCCCAGAAAACUGGCUUGCCGAAAAGGGUGUUGCAGGUCUGGUUCCAGAAUGCGCGAGCAAAAUGGCGGCGUAUGGUACUAAAGCAGGAGGGCAAGUCCGACAAGUGCGACGGCGGAGUGGACGGCGGUAAUCUCGGUGACCUUGAGCUCUACGGGAACAGCACCGGAAGGGGCGGGCCGCCGGUGAGUCCGCCCUUCAUGCUCGGCGGUCCCCACAGUCCUGCGUCUUUGGCGUCCCUGGACUGCGCGUGAUCCUUGACGUCCGAGUUCGUGCUUUCUAGUUAGCGCGUCGCACAUCCUCGUCUUGCGACAGGACAUCGAUAUUGGGACGUGCACCCUUACGGACGUGAGUGAAAUCGUUGGCGAGUGCGUGAAAACAAUGAAUUGUGAAUAGUCGGUGAGCGUGUAAAAAGCAAAGAGGAAUAACUUUUCCGCGAACGAAAAUUUGCGGACGGAUUAGCGAAGACCACUCGUGGAGCAAGACUCGAGGAGUGCAUUUUUUUUUUAGAGCACUGAUUUUUUUCUGUCGAAUUGAGAGUUCUCUUUCGAUGGACGAAACAUAUGAAAAGUUUAUUUCUUGUUAUCCUCCCGCAAGUCGAAAAUGAACUUCUCGAGGCCCUCGCUUCGAAUCAAGAUGAUAUAUGUAAAAUUUGACGCGCUGACGCAUGAAUCCAUUUAAUUGAUAAAAUCGUUGUAUUUAUUGUAGCUCGAAUUGCGGCGCUCCGCCGCGAAACACUAAAGUCGUUCGUUGAGGGCAAUGUAAUUAGUAAACGAGAUUUAUUUAUUCGCCUAAGUCUAACUAAAAAUCGCGAACAUUACCAGUGCUGUGAAAAUUCUGCGUUUCGCGAGUUCUCAAACAGUUGUCGGUUGCUGUCAUCUGACAACGAAUGAAACUCUCGCGCGGUCUUUCAUUUAUUAUACGUUUGAAGGACAUUAAUUGUUACAUUGGUCGACGAAACGAUUUAUUGAAUUACUGAUUAUUUGAUAUUUUUUAACUUCACCGUAUGCGUAUCUUGUCAUUCCUGUGUGAGAAUCUCAUUUUUUAAUUCUUUAAUCACAAUCGAUAUUCGUGAGUCCACACUCGGACAUUUCUUUUAACUAUGUUGCGAAAAAUUGUUUAUAAUAAAUGUUUUUCAUACAACCUUACAUCCCAUAUAGGGUCUUCAGCAGUUACAACGAAACCCUUGCUUAGCCAUUCUAUGAUUGUCAACUGACGGCUAAGGUUCUGUCAACCAGUACUGGAUCAUUAUUGGCAAAUAAUUCACUGUCAAAUGAUGGCUAAAAUUCUGUUAGCCAUCACAGUCUAAUAACUAGCUGACAAAUGACGGCCAAAGUUUUGUCAACCAGUACUGGGCCAUCACUGGCAAAUGACUAACUAAAAUGACUAGUCCCAAGUUAUCGUCCAGUACUUAGUCAGUACUGUGUAAUUUGCCAAUACCUGGGCAGUACUUGAACUGGCCAUCAAUAAGUAAUAGUCCAGCAUAGGCUGAUUAUAAAACUCUAUAUGGGAUAAUUUUAAAUCAUGUAAUCUUAUAUUCCUCAAACCUUUAAAAUGAAUAAAAAAUAUUUAAUUACGUUUAAUUUAAGCAAAGAUACAUUAAUUUAAAAUAUGUAGGACCUGUGAAUACAAAUUAAGCAAAUUUCGAAGCGAAUACGAAUUAGGAUUAAUCAAAUUGAUUACUACAGAGAAAGAAUGGUUUUGCUGAUCAAAAAAUCUAGAUACAGAUUUGAGAACAAUUUGUUGGACUAUCAGAAUAAUUAUGUAAGGCAUUAAUUUGCUAGAAUAUAUUGCUAGAAUAUCGAAACUUUUUAUAGUUUGAACUUUCUGAUGAUCGAAUAAUUAUUUUCAGAUUUGUGUAUCCAACAAAAAUUUUAAACACUUUAAUAAAACUAUUCGUUCCGUAUGCUGAUCUGUCGAAAUAAUCGAGAUUUACGUUUUUCUCUAAAAACAGAUACUUGUACCAUCAAAAUUGAAUAAACGCAGCCGAAUACUUUUAGAAAUUAAUUGAUACUCCAUAUAGAAUGCUCGAGCGAAACGCUGAAUUUUGACGAGAGGAUAAUAUUAAUUAUUUAUAAAAGAAAGAACGAGCAGCGAACGCGCGUUAUUGUAAUUGUACAAUAUUGCUCAAGAUCAGACCGCGACAAACCCAUAAGAAGCAACCAUAAAAGCUCCAUGGUUCGACCUGGUUAUUACUGUAAAUAAAGAACGUUCCUCGCGCGUUUUUUUAAGGCAUCGUUAUAGGUUGUAGGGCCCUAUUAAUUGCAUUCGGUAGCGGUCGUACUUCUCUAGGCGAGAGGUAAAAAUAAUAGUAAAUGAAGAUACGCAGAACACUACUGUUAUUAUUGCUCCUACUACAAUAUUAGUCCUCCUUGUAACGAAUUGCGGAAGAAUUGUCCAACUUUUGCAACAUCAUUUUUUCAUUGAAUAUAUUUUGACAAUAUA